Molecule: messenger RNA, 2673 nt
Organism: Panonychus citri (citrus red mite)
Lineage: Eukaryota; Metazoa; Arthropoda; Arachnida; Trombidiformes; Tetranychidae
Gene: fand
Product: pre-mRNA-splicing factor syf1 homolog
Exons: 2
Coding region: 152-2578 (808 amino acids)
Biological process (GO): mRNA splicing, via spliceosome; generation of catalytic spliceosome for first transesterification step
Cellular component (GO): Prp19 complex; post-mRNA release spliceosomal complex; U2-type catalytic step 2 spliceosome
Molecular function (GO): protein binding
Source: RefSeq, a predicted model, not a curated record
GUUUCCAUGGAAACUAAAGUAAACAUUUACUCUCAUGUUGUUGAUUUUUCUUUACAAUUAAUUUAAUUAUUCCAUUGAUUUAGUUGCUUGUUUUUAAUUUAAUUUCUAUUUAAAUAACAUCUUUGGACCUUAUUCUAUCUCUGGCAUUUCCAUGGAUGAAUUUUGUAAGCCCGAGAAUUUACCUUUCGAGGAGGAAAUUUGUCGAUAUCCAUUUUCGAUCAAACAUUGGCUUCGUUAUAUUAAUGCCAAGAAAGAAGCCAAAGUUUCCGUUGAAAUGAUUAAUCUAUUAUAUGAACGAGCGUUGAAACAACUACCGGGAAGUUAUAAGCUUUGGUAUGGUUACUUAUUGUGGAGAAAGAGAAAUCUAGAUGGUAAACCAAUUGUUUCUGAUGAAUAUAAAGCUGUCAAUAAUUGUUUCGAGAGGAGUUUGGUCUUCAUGCACAAAAUGCCUCGUAUUUGGAUUGAAUAUCUACAAUUUUUAAUGAGUCAACAUUUAAUAACCAAAACUCGUCGUACCUUUGAUCGGUCUCUUCAAGGAUUACCCAUCACUCAGCAUAAUCGUAUUUGGCCCUUGUACUUGGAGUAUGUUAAAUCUUAUCACAUCCCAGAAACUGCUGUACGAGUAUAUAAAAGGUACCUUAAACUGUCACCUGAAGAUACUGAGGAUUUCAUCGACUACCUGAGAGGAAUGGGAAGACUUGAUGAAGCUGCUGUUAAAUUGUACGAAAUAGUCAACAAUGAAAAUUUCAUCUCCAAAGAAGGAAAAUCAAAACAUCAACUUUGGAAUGAGCUGUGUGAUUUGAUUUCCAAAAAUCCAGAUAAAGUUCAUUCAUUGAAAGUAGAAAAUAUAAUUCGCGAAGGUAUCAAACAAUAUCGAGACGAACAAGGAAAAUUAUGGAAUGCAUAUGCUCAGUAUUUUACCCGAAGUGGACUAUUUGAAAGAGCUCGUGACAUCUACGAAGAAGCCAUUUCAUCUGUAUUAACCAUCAAAGAUUUUUCUCUAGUCUUUGAUUCUUAUUCUCAAAGUGAAGAAAAUCUUAUCAAAGCUAAAAUGGAGAAUGAAGAUUUGACUGAUGAAGAAGAAAUUGAACUAGAAUUAAGAUUGGCCAAAUAUGAGAAUUUAAUCGAAAGGAGACCAUUGCUACUAAAUAGUGUCGCUCUUAAACAGAAUCCUCAUAAUGUUGACGAAUGGUUGAAGAGAGUAAAACUUUUAGAAGGUAAACCCUUGGAGAUAAUUCAAACCUACACUGAGGCCGUUCAAAUGGUCGACCCAAAACAAGCGAUUGGUAAAGUUUACUCUUUGUGGGUUGAGUUUGCCAAAUUCUAUGAACAAGCUGAUCAACUCGAAGAUGCUAGAGAAAUAUUUGAAAGAGCAGUUAAAGCUUCUUAUGCCAAGGUUAACGAUCUUGCCACUGUUUGGUGUGAAUUUGCCGAAAUGGAGUUGAGACACGACAAUUUCGACAGAGCUUUGAAAAUAAUGCAAAGAGCUUCAGCAGCUCCUUCCAAGAAAGCAAAUUUCUUCGAUGAAAAUGAACCAGUUCAGAAUCGCGUUCACCGAUCACUCAAACUGUGGUCAAUGUAUGCAGAUCUCGAGGAAAGUUUUGGAACCUUCCAGACAACCAAAGCAGUUUACGAUCGUAUAAUUGACCUAAGGAUCGCCACUCCACAGAUUAUCAUGAAUUACGCUUUGUUUUUAGAAGAAAACAAUUAUUAUGAAGACGCGUUCAAAGCCUACGAAAGAGGAAUCGCUCUAUUCAAAUGGCCGAUUGUUUAUGAUCUUUGGAAUACUUAUUUGACCAAAUUCUUAGCUCGAUACAAAGGAUCUAAAUUAGAACGAGCUCGUGAUCUAUUUGAACAAUGUUUAGAAGGAUGUCCAAAGAAUUUAUCGAAAACUUUUUUCCUUUUAUAUGCUAAAUUGGAGGAAGAACAUGGUUUAGCUAAACAUUCAAUGUCGGUUUAUGAGAGAGCGACACUCGAAGUGGACUAUAAGAGUAGAUUUGAAAUGUACAACAUUUACAUCAAAAAAGCUGCUGAAAUGUUUGGUGUUACUUAUACUCGGCAAAUUUAUCAAAAAGCAAUUGAAAAUCUUGGUGAUAACGAUGCUAGAGAAAUGUGUCUUCGAUUUGCCGAUUUAGAACAAAAAUUGGGUGAAAUUGAUCGAGCUCGGGCCAUUUAUGCCCACUGCAGUGAAAUGUCCGACCCUCGAACUCAGCCCGAAUUCUGGAAUAUUUGGAAAGAAUUUGAAAUUAAACAUGGAAACGAAGAUACAAUUAGAGAAAUGUUACGAAUUAAGAGAAGUGUCCAAGCAACGUUCAAUACCUCAGUUAAUUUCAUGGCAGCGCAAAUGAUGAGCGCUGUCAAAGCACCAACUUCGAGUAUGGAAGCGAUGGAAAUGCAAAUAUCAGAUACAAAUGAGUCCGAAAUGAGAGAGGAACCCGAGAAGCGACUUGAAACAUUACCCGAGCGAAAAAUUGUCUCAUUUGUCAGAGAGACGACGACAAAAGUUUCCAAUGAAAACCAAGCAAUCAACUCGAUCCCCAAUCCCGAUGAAAUUGAUAUCGACGCUGAUGAUGAUUAAUUAAUUUAUUAACAGAACAUAAUUAUAAAUAUUUUGCUUAAAAACUUCUUUCAACUUUGUAACUAUUAAAAUUCAUGUAAAUAAUUUGUAACAAA